AUGGCCUCCCGGAAUCCGGGAAGGGCGUCCGAAUCUGGCCACCGGUUCUCGCCGUCCACGGCAGUGCAUCCUGGCCGCCCGAAGUCGAAGCACUCCUUCCAGUCGCGGCGCCGCUUGGUGAGCUCGUCGUCGAAGAACCCCCGCGAGUUGUCGGCGCUGCGGAAGAUUGCGUCCUUGACCGGGCGCGGCGCCGCGAAGAACGCCCGGGUCUGGGCAUUGAAUCGCGAGAGCAGGUCGUCCGGCACGCCGUGGCCCACGGCCUGGAAGAAGCCCCACUCGCGGCAGGCGGCGCCGAUCUGCUCCGCCACGCACCGCACGCCCUCUGCAUCCCCGUCGUCCGCCCUCAGCAGAGCAGCCACGUCGAUGACCGGCGCGCCGGCCAUUGGAGCCUGCGACGGCUGGUCUGGUGGCUUCGACGGGCUCGGACUUUAUUUUACAAAAGCCCUGAAGAUGGGAAACUAUGCGAGACAGGAAAUGGAGUUGUUUGAUUUCAGCACGGCGAUCCGCUGGAUAGGCACCGAGGGCCAUCAAUCUGUGGGCGGCAACCCCCCUUGUCUUCUGCGCCACCUGAUGGGGUUCGUUGCGGCGUGCCUCGCCAUCGCGGUGCUGUACUGGGCCCUUAUUGGCGUUCCGACGGCCUACUUUCUCAUAUGGCUGUGUUCCAGAGCCGGGCAGCCACCCGGACAAGUUGCCAAGCAGGCGCCUACAGGGUCCUUCUGCCCCCCUCGCGACGAAGCCAUUGUUACGGAGAAACAUGGAUCUCAAGUCAAUGGAAGGAUUUUGUUCGGCUCCCAAACCGGCCGUGGGAGCAAGUUUGCCCAACAGCUUCAGGAAUUGUCCAAAGAGCGAGGUGUUCCAUUGGGGCUUGACGACCUGGGGACAUAUGAAGUUGAGCAGCUGCUCAAAGAGCCAUUGGUCAUCAUCAUUGUAUCCACAUAUGAGAAGGCUAGUCCGCCUGAAGCUGCUGCAUGGUUCUGCAGGUGGCUGGACGAAGCUGCAACCGAUUUCCGUGUUGGGAGUCAGGCCCUGUCAGGCACCAAGUUUGCAGUGUUUGGCUGUGGCAACCGGCAGUAUGAAGAAAAUUUCAACACAGUUGCCAGGAGGGUGAACAAACAGCUGUCGAUGUUGGGUGGACGCCAGAUACUCGAAUGUGAACUUGGAGAUGAAGAUUCCGGUUAUAUGGAUGGGCAGUUUGAACAUUGGGCCAACAAGCUUAUUGGCCUGCUGGCUAAAGAUGGGCAGAUAUCAUGUGCCACUGCGGAUGUUGCUGUGCUGCAAGGCGUCAAUGUGGCUGACAGUGGCGAAGAGGGCAGCUAUGAGGCGAGCAGUGAUGAUGAUGGGACCCAAAACGAAGCAAAUGAGAUGGACAUUGAAGAUCUGGCAGGCAAAGCACCCAAACGUGGGGAUUCUGUGGGCAAAUCGAAUGCCAACGGCAGACAAAAUGGAAAACGGGACAUGCUGACUCCUGCUCUGCGAAGCUCCUUGAGCAAGCAGGGCUACAAGCUCAUUGGCAGCCACAGUGGCGUGAAGCUAUGUAGGUGGACGAAAUCCAUGCUUCGUGGCAGGGGCGGCUGCUAUAAGCACAGUUUCUAUGGGAUUGAAUCCCAUCGCUGCAUGGAGAUGACCCCCUCCCUCGCCUGUGCAAACAAAUGUGUCUUCUGCUGGAGGCACCACACGAAUCCCGUUGGCAGGGAGUGGAAGUGGAACAUGGACAGCGCACAGGACAUUGUCGAAGCAGCCCUGGACUAUCAUGUGAAGAUGAUCAACGAGUACAAAGGCGUGCCUGGUGUCAAGGCCAGUAGACUGGAACAGGGGUACAAGGUUCGCCACUGUGCCCUGUCUCUUGUGGGGGAGCCCAUCAUGUACCCGGAGAUCAACGCCCUGGUGGGGGAGCUCCACGGUCGGGGCGUCUCCACCUUCCUCGUUACCAACGCCCAGUUCCCAGACCAGAUCCGGCACCUGCAGCCCGUGACGCAGCUCUACGUGUCAGUGGACGCCGCCUCGAAGGAGUCGCUCAAGGCGGUCGACCGCCCCCUGUUCGCCGAUUUUUGGGAGAGAUUCCAGGAGUGUAUGAAGUUGCUGAAGGACAAGAAGCAGCGAACUGUGUAUAGACUGACGCUCGUGCAGGGCUGGAACAUGGAAGACAUCGACGGGUACAGCCGCUUGAUCCAACUGGGAUGCCCAGACUUCAUCGAAAUUAAGGGUGUGACUUAUUGUGGCAACUCGGGGGCCAGCGGCCUGACGAUGCAGAAUGUACCAUAUCACAAGGACGUCUGCGAUUUUGCACAGGCUCUGUGCGAUGCUUCCGAUGGCGUGUAUGGCGUGGCAUGCGAGCACGAACACUCCUGCUGUGUGCUGUGCGCUCGACGGGACCGUUUCUUCAAAUCCGGUGAAUGGCACACUUGGAUAGAUUACGAGAGAUUUCAGGCCCUGCUGACGGACGGGUGCCCUUUCUCUUCAGAAGACUAUUUGCUGCCCACACCGCACUGGGCAGUGUAUGGAGCCCCGGAAGCCGGGUUUGAUCCAAUUGAGUCGAGAUUCAAGAAGGAAAGGAGGCACAAGCGGGAUGGCGCAUGA
Ostreobium quekettii is the source of this 2577-nucleotide messenger RNA. The record is from the annotation of a GenBank genome assembly. Lineage: Eukaryota; Viridiplantae; Chlorophyta; Ulvophyceae; Bryopsidales; Ostreobiaceae.